AGAAGAAGUAGAAGUAGAACAAGAAGAGAUCAUAGAAGUGCAACAAAGCCGGCAACGGUUGAAUUCAGGAACUCCUGUUGCCAAAAGUAAAAAGCUAAAAAUUAUCAUCACUGUGAAUGUGAAAGUGACGCUGGACCACGACACAGAAAAAGCAUCCAGGGCAUAG
This is a messenger RNA of Amoebophrya sp. A25, 166 nucleotides long. NCBI's taxonomy places the organism in Eukaryota, Dinophyceae, Syndiniales, Amoebophryaceae. The record is from the annotation of a GenBank genome assembly.